AUGGAUGAAGGUAAUCAGUCUGCAGUGUCAGAAUUUGUGCUUCUGGGACUUGGCCACUCACAGGAUGCUCAGGUCUUACUGUUCAUGCUAUUUCUGGUUGUUUAUGUCACCACUGUAAUUGGAAAUAUGGUCAUCAUGAUUUUAGUCAUCACUGACUCCCAUCUCCACUCCCCCAUGUACUUCUUCUUAGCCAACCUGUCCUUUGUUGAUAUGUGGCUUUCCUCAGUCACCACUCCUAAGAUGAUCAAAGACUUUCUCACAGAGAACAAAGACAUUUCCUUCGAAGGCUGCAUGUGCCAGAUCCUCUUUGUGCAUUUUGUUGGAGGGGGAGAGAUGGUGCUUCUGGUGGUCAUGGCCUAUGACCGCUAUGUGGCCAUCUGUAAACCACUCCACUACUCUACUGUUAUGAGCAUGCAAAGGUGCACUGGCCUGGUGGUUACUUCCUGGGUAGCUGGCUUUGUGCAUUCUAUAGUUCAAUUUGUACCAAUUAUGCAACUUCCUUUCUGUGGCCCAAGGGAAAUAGACAGUUUCUUCUGUGACAUACCACUUGUAAUCAAACUGGCCUGCAUGGAUACCUAUUAUUUGGACAUUUUCAUAAAUAUUGACUGUGGAGCUAUUGCUGUAACUUGCUUCAUUCUGUUACUGAUAUCUUACACAUAUAUGAUCCACACCAUCCGUCAAAACUCUAAAGCUGGUGCAUCCAAGGCACUGUCCACCUGCUCUGCCCACAUCACAGUGGUGAUGCUCUAUUUUGUGCCCUGCAUCAUCAUCUAUGUGUGGCCACUCAACAUCACCUGGCUGGACAAGUUUCUUGCUGUGUUUUAUUGUGUUUUUGCACCUUUACUAAAUCCAGCUAUUUAUACACUGAGAAAUAAAGAGAUGAAAAAUGCUGUGAAAAGAUUCAGACGCUACUGUGUGGGGCCCAAGGGGAAUGCCCAAUGUUCAGAAAUGUGA
Nannospalax galili (Upper Galilee mountains blind mole rat) is the source of this 954-nucleotide messenger RNA. Its product is annotated as olfactory receptor 4K3-like. Gene Ontology annotation, cellular component: membrane. Lineage: Eukaryota; Metazoa; Chordata; Mammalia; Rodentia; Spalacidae. Gene Ontology annotation, molecular function: olfactory receptor activity; G protein-coupled receptor activity. The transcript has a single exon. The coding region runs from base 1 to 954 and encodes 317 amino acids. The record is from RefSeq and is a predicted model, not a curated record. Gene Ontology annotation, biological process: G protein-coupled receptor signaling pathway.